AUGGCAGAAAUCUACUAUGAUGAACAAGAAGAAAUGCAAGAUGAAGAUUUAAAGGCAUAUGAAACAGAAAAUGAAAACAUGCAAGAAGAAGAAGAAGAAGAAGAAGAAGAAAAUGGGCAGCAAGGCACACAAGAUGUUCACAUUGCACAUGAAAAGGAUGAAGACCAUGACAUGCAAGCAUUCAAUGAAGCAGACAGAAAAAGUUAUGCAGCUGCCUUGAAGAUUUCUCAUGUCACUCUUCAUAAUUUGAAGAAAAAGGGAAGGCUGAGAAUACACACAAGUAGUAACAAGCCAGCAUUGACAUCAGACCACAAGGUAGCUAGAAUGAAAUGGGUUCUGUCACAUAUAAACUCAGUCACCGUAAAUGAGGACCCCACUUUUGUUGACAUGAACCAUGUCAUACACAUUGAUGAGAAAUGGUUCUAUCUUAAUCCUGAUAAGAGGAGAUUUUAUCUCCUCCCUAAAGAGGAAGAUCUCUACAGGGAACAACAGUCAAGAAGAUUCAAGCUAAAGGAAAUGUUCAUGGAAAUCAUUGGGAAGCCAUUGUAUGACACAAAAGGGGAACUACUCCAUGAUGGGAAGUAUGGCAUAUUCCCAUUCACAAUCAAAGAGAGAGCUAAGAAAUCAAGAAAAAAUAGAGCAGCGGGCACAUUAGUUACAAAGGCACUCCAAAAUGUCAACAGAGAGGUUAUUAGGGAGAUGUUACUCACUAAGGUCAUACCAGCAAUUGUGUCUAAAUGGCCUGAAAGUCUGCCCAAAAAUGUUGUUAUUCAAUGGGACAAUGCAAGGCCUCACCAAGUUCCCAGAGAUGAGGAGUUCAUUGCAGCAACAACAGCAAAUGGGUUCAACAUUCAAAUUGUAUUCCAACCAACACAGUCACUUGAUUUGAAUGUGUUGGAUCUAGGCUUAUUUAGGUCAAUUCAGUCUUUGCAAUAUCAAUCUUUUCCUAGCAACCUAGAUGAGAUAGUUGAGAAAGCACAAGGUGGGAACAAGUACAAAAUACCCCACAUGAACAAAAAGAAACUUGAAAAUUUUGGCAUUAUGCUAGAUCAAGUUGAGUUGAAGAAGGAAGUUGUGAUGGAGGCUGUGGAGUACCUAAACACCAUGUUUAGGCCAACAACUCAAGGCAAUCAAGAUGCAGAAGAAGAUAUGGAGGUAGAUGCAGACUAG
Messenger RNA from Chenopodium quinoa (quinoa), 1170 nucleotides. RefSeq lists its product as uncharacterized. The coding region runs from base 1 to 1170 and encodes 389 amino acids. NCBI's taxonomy places the organism in Eukaryota, Viridiplantae, Streptophyta, Magnoliopsida, Caryophyllales, Amaranthaceae. The transcript has 3 exons. Gene Ontology annotation, molecular function: nucleic acid binding. The record is from RefSeq and is a predicted model, not a curated record.